CCGGAAUAACUUGACGGCGAGCGAAAGACGGAAUUUCCCGCGCGAGCCCUUUUGCCUUGCCAGAGCUCCCCCAUUUGCUCCACAUCCGUCACCAUCAUCAGCCGACAGACAGGUUUCUCCCCCAAACCCUCCACGCCUCUUUUUUUGCGGUCGCGUCGGGCUUCUCCAGCCGCAACCAUUGUCGGCGUCUCUUCACCCCUCGGCCCCAGCACCGCUUCGGCUUCAGUUACGUAGCCCGUCCUGCUCUGCACAGCUGGACCCUCACUCGGUUGCUCCCCUUCCUCUCUUCGUGACAACUCCUUGUCCACCACCGUGUUUCGCCCCGACGACCGGAGCGAACCCUCAGACCAUCGCUAUUCUACAUCCAUCAUACAUCGUCGUCACUUGGUCUCGGCCCACAUAUGACCUUGCGCGCGCUGAACCACGUUCCCUACCUUCGCGAACGCGUCUGUUCUCCCGCCAUCGUUUUCGCCCUUAAAGCCGAUCUCCAGCUGUAACGCCGCCAUGAACCCAGCGCACCGCGACGCCUGGCCGCCAAACCAGGCGCCUUUGCCCCCAUCAGCUCAACAACAGAACGAACAACCUCAGCCAUCACGGCCUAUGGGCGCAUUUGGAUCCAACAGUGCGAACCAACAACCGUCGUCACAUCCUCCGUCGGCGCAAGGCAAUGGAACUGUUCUGCCUCCCCCAUCAGGUCCAUCAUAUUACCCAUCAAGCGCUGCUGUGCAGCAUAACCAGAACCUCCCAUCGCUUUCGGGUCUUUCUGCCCAAGCUGCGCAGGCCUCACCUCACCAACCUACACAACCACCACCUUCAUCAGAGCCCAACUCUCACCCACAAAACGUUCAGUCCGCACCGCAGGGUCCUCCUUACUCGUUGCCUGGCAUUUCCCAGACACUCCAACAGUCGCAUGGCCCAACAAACAACCAAGUCAACUUAGAUCGCGAGCGCGAACUUCGUGAACGAGAGAGCAGAGAACGAGAAAUCAUGGAGUCACAUGCCGCGCAACACGCCGCUCAACAAGACGACAUCGUGAAACGAGAGGUUGAACAGCGCGAUCGUGAGUUGCGCGAACGACAACAGCAGCAACAGCAACACGAGCAGGUGGCGCAUGAAAACCACUCUGCACCGAUUCAGAUCCAUCAGCCUGUGGCAGUAGCUCCUUCUACGAGGACAAUUCACGGGCCAAACGGCCUCUUGGGUCAGGCCGGCCCUCUUGGUGGCCCCGCGAUAGUUGGACAAAACCCACCAAACUCCAUGUUCAGUGGUGGCGCUUCGGGGCCGCCCGUGCAGCAGGGAGAGACGACACCCCGGAUGCAGCAUGCUGUGCAGCCCCCCUCUCAAGCUUCGAUGCUUAUGCCGUUUACAGGUCCCCAAGGCCAGAUGGCUAUGGGCCAGGGUCAACAACCUAUUCUCAAUGAUGCGUUGAGUUAUUUGGAUCAAGUCAAAGUCCAAUUCGCAGAUCAUCCAGACGUCUAUAACCGUUUUCUGGAUAUAAUGAAAGACUUUAAGAGCGGAGCAAUCGACACUCCCGGCGUCAUUGAGAGGGUCUCGUCACUUUUUGCAGGCAAUCCGAACUUGAUCCAAGGAUUCAAUACUUUCCUACCCCCAGGGUACAAAAUUGAAUGCGGCACCAACGGCGACCCCAAUGCAAUCCGAGUCACAACUCCGAUGGGUACCAUGGUCUCCACUAUGCCUGCUCCCAGGCCGCUGUCACCACCACGAAGCUCCGGGGUGAAUGGAAACGCCCCCCCACAAAAUGACCCUGCCUACUACGAGCAAUCGGUAGCGAGAACGUGGACUGCACAGAACUUGAGGGACCUUCGGCCUCCUCAGCCCGAGAAUCAGGAAGCUGCUUUCUCACCAAACAACCGCAAUAACCUUGGCCAACCACUCUUCGGACCUCCACAAGGACCCCCAGUCCCAGCUCCACUAUCGCCCGAAGCGAAUAACCGGCCCCUUCCAGAGAGCGUUCCUUCUGCUGCUAGUAUCGCGCACCAACAAGAACAACGUGGUGUAUCUCAGCUGCAAAACGCCGUCUCUGCUGCCGCUACGGGGCGCACUAUCAUGUCACCUAAUGGAGACGCCUCUACGACUCUGCCAGGUCAAACUUUGAAUGGUAUUGCCCAAAGCGCACAGAUGGGCGCUCUUGGUGCUGAGAAACGCGGUCCCGUUGAAUUCAACCACGCCAUUAGUUACGUGAACAAAAUCAAAAACCGCUUCGCUUCUCAGCCAGACAUCUACAAACAGUUUCUCGAGAUAUUGCAGACUUACCAAAGAGAAUCAAAGCCUAUCCAAGAUGUAUAUGCGCAGGUCACCGGGCUCUUCAGCUCGGCACCUGAUCUCUUGGAAGAUUUCAAGCAGUUCUUGCCCGAGUCGGCUGCACAUCACAGGGCCCAGCAAGCCGCUAGACAUAAUGAAGAGGCCGCUAUGAUGGGCAACGCCCGGGGUGACCCUGCCUAUGGUCAAGCCCCUAACCAUCAACAAACCCCUCGAGCCGAUAGUUCACGACUGCCUCCUAUGGGCAACUUUGCGCCGACUCCUACAGCAAAUCGUGAAAACAAGCGCAAACGCGGUGAUCGAGCAGGCGAACGCGCAGGCGCUGGCACGACCGGAGCUGCACCACCCCCAGUCAUGGCACAGGAGCCGCCUACUUCGAAUAUGCGCGGAAACUACCCACAAGGGAACAUGAACAAGCGUGCCAAAACUGGACAUACGAAACAACCCGCCGUCGCUGAUGGACCACCAGUGUCACCCACGCUCACUCCAGCUCAUCCUGAACCGAUGCCUCCGAGCGCCACUACUACACCCAAUCAAGACGAGUUGGCGUUCUUCGACCGUGUGAAGAAGUUCAUUGGGAACAAAGGCACGAUGAAUGAGUUCUUGAAGCUCUGCAAUUUGUUCUCUCAGGACUUGAUCGACAAGAAUCUGUUGCUUUAUCGCGCCCAGUCAUUCAUUGGAGGUAACCAAGAACUGUUCUCGUGGUUCAAGAAGUUCCUUGGGGACGACGACGAACAGGCAUAUACACGCCCGAAAACCGUCAACUCACGUGUCUCACUCUCGAAUUGCCGCAGCCUGGGCCCAAGCUAUCGCCUUCUUCCGAAGCGUGAGCGCGAGAGGGUAUGCAGUGGACGUGAUGAGCUCUGCCGCUCUGUACUGAACGAUGAAUGGGCGUCUCAUCCCACUUGGGCAUCGGAAGAUUCUGGGUUCGUGGCUCACAGAAAGAAUCAGUUCGAAGAAGGACUCCACCGCAUCGAGGAGGAGCGCCACGACUAUUCCUUCAAUAUCGAAGCCUGCGACCGGACCGUUCAGCAACUCGAACCGAUUGCUAACCAGCUGCUUCAAAUGCGCCCUGAAGAUAGAGUGAACUUCCAACUGCCAUCCGGCCUAGGCGGGCAAAGCGAAACCAUCUACAAACGGGUCAUUAUGAAGAUCUAUGGACGCGAAAAAGGCAGGGAUGUGAUCCGUGAACUCUUCCAGAUGCCCUGGAGCGUUGUACCAGUUCUGCUUCAUCGUCUCAAAGCUAAGCUUGAAGAUUGGAAGGCUGCACAGCGUGAAUGGGAGAAGGUCUGGCGCGAUCAAACCCAGAAAAUUUUCUGGAAGUCACUCGAUCACCAAAGUCUAUCUGUCAAGCAAAACGACAAGCGCCAAUUCCAACAAAAGUCCCUCCAGAAUGAGAUCCAAGUUCGCUAUGAGGAACAAAAGCGGCUCCAGGAGAUACAAGAGAUUCCCCAGCCCGACUAUCAGUUCAAGUUUGCACUGAAAGACGAAGACGUCUUGUUCGACGUCGCUCGCCUUAUCAUCACCUUUGCAGACAACAGCAACACGAUAGAGUAUGGCAAAGUCGUGCCCUUCAUCAAAGAGUUCGUACCACUAUUUUUCGGCAUUGACGCUACGCAUUUCGACGAGAAAGUGCAAACCAUGAGCCGCGAGUCAUCCACCAACGGUUCAGGUGAAGAAACCGCAAGCGCCGAUGAUGAUCUCUCCCAUCGAUCGCAAAAGAAGGGCGGGGAUCUUCGCCGCAACGUCCUGGACCCCCGUGGCAAAGCGCGCAAGGACAAGGAUGACAGUCUUGCAUCUGUUAGCAGAGACAGCUCACCCGGUGUCACAUCGGCCAAUGACGACGAAGCCGGUGGAGAGAGCUCCAACUCAAACACACGGGACGGUCGCACACAAGCGCAGUGGGUUGAAUACGCUUCUCGGCCAUCUGCGUUUGAUGAUCGCGAGUAUGAACACGAGGAACCCUACCGACGAAGCGAGUACAAUAUGUAUAUCAACUCCCCGAUAUACUGCUUCUUCCGCAUGUUUGUCAUUCUCUACGAAAGGCUAUUGAAGCUCAAGGAGAAUGAAGAUGAUGUGCGAAAGAUUGUUUCUCGGGCCAAGGCCCCCAAGCCUGCUCAUGAGCUGAAGAUGUUGGACAAGGUACCCUCCGACUUCUUCAAGGAUACAUCCGACUCUGCCAAUUACUACAAGCAAGUCCUCGAUCUUCUCGAAGACCAGAUUCUUGGUGAGGUGGAUAUGACGCACAUUGAAGACACUAUGCGCCGAUAUUACCUCCAGGUAGGCUGGCAGCUGUACUCUUUCGACAGGCUCCUGAGCUCCCUUGUUCGUUUCAGCCUAGCCGUUGUGGGCAACGACAACAAGGACAAAACGCUCGAUAUCUACAACCUGUUCAAGAAAGACCGUGUCAACGAGACAACCACGCAUAAGAACGAGAUCACCUAUAGGAAGGCGGUCGAGAAGUAUGCCAAAGAUGCUGACACUUAUCGCAUCACCUAUGACCCCAAUAAGGCGGAAGCUACUGUGCGAUUGUUCAAGAGAGAUGACCCAACAUUUGAAUUCAAUCAGUUGGACAAGGUCAAGCGCUGGCGGGCAUAUGUGGCGUCGUACAUGGCAGUUGAACCCACUGAGAGUCUGGACUACACCCGUCUUCGCUACCCAUACCUAAAGAACGGCCUGAACAAGGCUGAAGAUCCGGGCGAGGACGACCGCUUCGAGCACAUCAAGGGCGCAGACAAGAUCACCGUGCAAAUCAACCCGCAGAUGUACACGAUGAAAUUCAUUGCGAGCGAACCUGCAGGGAUCGGUGGUGUGCAGUACUUUGUCCAGCCUGAUUCCAUGCGAUCCGGAGUCAGCGAGAGCGUGCCGAAGCCAGAUGAAGAACUCGAGAGUGUUAAGGCUGCGAAGAUUGAUCGUCUUCAGGAACGCCAAGUCCGCAACAACCUUUGGAUGAAGGAUCUUAGUCGAGAUGAAGUCGAAGCUAAGAAGCUGCCUUUUAGUCAAAUGAAGGAAACGCCGAAGUCAGUGCAGCAGGAUGAUGAGGAUGUGGAGAUGGCUGGUGUGUAA
Messenger RNA from Periconia digitata, 5346 nucleotides. The record is from the annotation of a GenBank genome assembly. Lineage: Eukaryota; Fungi; Ascomycota; Dothideomycetes; Pleosporales; Periconiaceae.